AUGACUCGAGGAAUUUUUCAAACCUAUCCGCCCGACCGAGUGACCAAGCAGCACGAUGUGACGACCGGCUGUUGUGGGAAUCCUUUUCGGGGUUCACCGAUUGUGACACCUGGAGAAGAAAUCGACUGUUCGGAAACAUGUAGUAGAAGUCACCAUUGUCAAGACUGGCCUCUGCGAAUGUGUGGGAAAGAUCCUCAUUGUGACAAAGCCGUGUGCUUGCACAAGCAGCUUUUCCCCAUGCUGCCGCUGGAUGUGACGUUCUUCUUUGUGAUCUUCAUGGUCUCCUUUCUGGCAGGUGCUCCAGGCAUCGGAGGUGGUGGCAUCAAUGUGCCCUUGCUGAUGAUGCUGAACCGGUUUACCAUCAAGGAAGCUGUUCCGAUCUCCCACCCAGUUGCUCGAGGCAAUGCCUUGUCCCAGCUGCUGUUCAACACCCGCCUGCGACAUCCUUCGAUGUCCUUACGGCCAUUGAUACACUAUGAGAUUGCGGCUGUCCUGCUACCUGCAAUGUUGGGAGGCAACUCUCUUGGUAUCGUGGUGUCCAAGUUCAAGAAAGAUUGUGAUUUGUUGCGUCUCUUUGCAAUGGUUGCUGCAAAAGCAGAAGGUGCCGAUGAAGAAGGUGUGGAUGAGGGAGAGGAGGCUGAGAAAAUGGCUGUUGGCAGCGGCGGUGCUGCAUCAAGCUCAGCAUCAAAGGUUCCGAAGAAGAAGAAAGGACUGGUUGCCUUUCGGAACUCUGGACCUGCCAAAGGUUCGGCCAUCAGCAUGAACAACCUGCAGCGACCGGUUCCGGAUGUUAGGUCCAAGUCCUUUGAAGAUCAGAUGCCACGAAUCCCGUGGAAGACCAUUUGGUUCAUGUACCUUGUUGGCCUUCAAUAUGUGAUCUUUUGCCUGAACUAUUUGGCAAUGUCUCAAGACGUUGACGGAGUGGAGAAGUGCUCGGUACUUUACUGGAUUGCGCUGCUGGGCCUGUAUCCAGUGGUUGCCCUCUCCCUCCUGCUGGCCAUCAGGUUUAUGCGUGAGCUGGCAGAGUGGCAUGCCUCCCGCCACGACCCACCGGUACAAGGGGACCCUGUCCUUGGAAGGGCUGGAUUGGUUGUGGUGCCAUUUCUGGCCAUGGCCGUUGGAUUGCUGGCAGGGCUCCUAGGUCUUGGUGGAGGGGAAUUCAUGGUGCCUUUGUUGCUUGAGCUCGGCGUACAGGCGCGAGUCGCAGCGGCCACCUCUGGUUUUCUGAUUUUCUUCAACACAUCUUCCAAUGUUGUUCACUAUUUGGUGGCUGGCACGAUCGAGCCAUUCAUGGGCUACGGCAUUGCCUGCUUCUUCAUGGCUGGGCAGGAACUACCUUCAUGGCGUGUUUGGGCAGGAACUACCUGGUCAAAGGUCAAAAACAUGAAGCUUAAGAAUCUCAAGACCUGUUGCGUCCUGUACAAGUACACUGGUGGACCAUUACAUACAGAUGCUUGA
This is a messenger RNA of Cladocopium goreaui, 1458 nucleotides long. NCBI's taxonomy places the organism in Eukaryota, Dinophyceae, Suessiales, Symbiodiniaceae. The record is from the annotation of a GenBank genome assembly.